Messenger RNA from Hylaeus volcanicus, 3667 nucleotides. It is a transcript of the gene fng, whose product is annotated as fringe glycosyltransferase. Gene Ontology annotation, cellular component: membrane. The transcript is spliced from 9 exons. Gene Ontology annotation, molecular function: O-fucosylpeptide 3-beta-N-acetylglucosaminyltransferase activity. Lineage: Eukaryota; Metazoa; Arthropoda; Insecta; Hymenoptera; Colletidae. Gene Ontology annotation, biological process: regulation of Notch signaling pathway. Bases 684 to 1907 code for a protein of 407 amino acids. The record is from RefSeq and is a predicted model, not a curated record.
CGGUGGCUCGUCGCGCGCCGGGCAGCAGUGAGUUCUCGUGUUCGUGUUCCUCUCGUGGUUCGUCGUGUGUUUUCAUUCUAGCGCGAUAAGCGUUCGACUGUCAAACCAACCACUCACAUCCGUACAAGCUGCGUAACAUUCCUCGCUUUGUAACUCUCUCUACACACUCGCGGGGAUCCACUCGAGUAAUCGACAACACGGAAAGACACGAAACAAACUAAAACUAAAUUUUCUGCGACGAACUCGUAUCAAAAUAAUUCUUGCGCUCGUAAAGAACGUUUCGAUCAACAGCGACAAGUUUCGCGAACGGACGCGUCCCGAAUUUCGACGUCUCGAUCGAUCUCGUAACCGCGAUCGACGAAUCGACGCGAAAACGAUGACACCGACGGUGUCGUUGGUAACUCGAAACGUUGGAAUGUUCGUUCGAAGUUUUGUGCCCGAUUGUUGCGAUUGAGUGUUUACAAAGUGACAACGGACACGCGAAGAACGAUUUAUAGUUUACAAGGAUCGUGCGUUACAAGGAAUCGCGUAUGAUGCGCAGUCGCGACGUACUCGUCCAACGAGGACGUUCGAUUUGAAGGACUAUCGGAAUCGAACAGUUUGCUUCCGCUCGUUUCGAUAAUCGAUGGUUCAUCGAAGGGGUGGCAACAGCGAAGAGGGAAAGUGAUUCGGUGCCGUGUGGUAUGACUGGAUUAGCUUUUCCGCGGCAAAAGGAGGCGAACGAUGCAGGGUGGUCGGCGUUGAUCGUUGCCACGCGAGAAAAGCUCGAGGGCCUCGACGAGGAAGGAAGGUCAGUGAAAUUCGGCGGCGGUGGGCCCCAGGCUCGUUCCUCGGUGGUUGGCGCGGCUGGCGCCAAAAUGCCCCGUGGACUGCCGACUAGACGAGGCCUACAAGCACUGGCACUUGUUCUGGCCACUGCCUACGCCACCAUUCUUCUCUACCAGGCUGUUGCACCGCGACAGUGGGUAGACGAGAUGACCGUGGACGUGAACAGCAGAAGCGUGCUGGUGGAAGUGCCGCCUCCGAGGAAGCUGAUCAACGAGGAAUCGUCUGUGACACCAGCGAUCGCAACGGCGACCAUGGCACCGUCUUCGACGAAUCUGGACGAUGUGUUCAUCAGCGUGAAAACCACCAAGCACUACCAUCAUUCUCGACUGCCGGCGAUAAUCGGCACGUGGUUCCAAUUCGCUAAGGAUCAGACGUGGUUCUUCACCGAUCGCGACGACCCGUACUUCCAGAAUCAAACGAACGGCCACAUGAUCAACACAAAGUGCUCGUCCUCGCACAACAGGCGGGCCCUGUGCUGCAAAAUGUCCGUGGAGUUCGACAGGUUCCUCGACAGCGGCAGGAAGUGGUUCUGCCACUUCGACGACGAUAAUUACGUGAACGUGCCACGCCUGCUGAAGCUCCUGGACAACUACAAUCCACGGGAGGAUUGGUACCUGGGCAGACCCUCGAUACCGGCACCGUUGGAGAUCAUCAGACAGGGCCCGGAACCCUCCAAGCGACCGCAAAAGGUGAAAUUCUGGUUCGCGACGGGAGGCGCAGGAUUUUGCAUCAGCAGGGCUCUCGCGCUGAAAAUGACGCCAGUGGCUGGGGGCGGAAAGUUCAUCACGGUGGGCGACAGAAUCAGGCUGCCCGACGACGUGACGAUGGGCUACAUCAUCGAGUACCUUCUGAAAAAGCAGCUCACCGUCGUCGAGCAGUUCCACUCGCAUCUCGAGCCCAUGAAGUUUCUCAACAAGGACACCUUCGGCGAACAGGUGUCGUUCAGCUACUCGAAGGGCCCCAGGGACGAGUGGAAUAUCCUGAAGAUUGACGGCUUCGACAUGAAGGACGAUCCAAAAAGAUUCAGAUCGAUCCACUGCCAUCUGUUCCCCCACGUACCCAAUUGUCCGCACAGAUGAUGACCAGCUGGACGAGUCGUGGGGUACGACGGAGGAGAAUGGAAAACGAGGCCGUAGACUCCGCGAUCUCUCGUUGCUUUCAGCCAAAAGUCGACGAAAAGGUGAUCGUGGACGAGCUAAGGGUGAUCGAUUCUUUUCAAUAAAGUAAUUCCGAAAAUGGAUAUCAACCCUUCGCACUCGGAGCCAUCUCCUUAGGUCUAUCCUGUGUAUCUCAGUACGCGCACCUAUAUUUCAAUUUUUGUUUUCGGGUCAAUUAAAUAUAAAACUUCAAAGAGAUUUCGUCUUGUAUAAUUACUUGGAAAAUUUGUCAGUCCUAAGAUCGUCCUUCGGAGUGGACAUGCGAGUGCAAAGGGUCGAACGAAACCUUUCGAAAAAUCGUGUGCGCGAAGCAUGUGUGUCAGAGAGAGAGAGAGAGAGAGAGACGCGUGUAGAUGUGUACAAAGGUGUAGAUACGACCAGGGCUCGGUUCGCGUUUGCGUCGACGGAAAACGUUGAUCGCGAGCCACUGGUCGCCCCCAGGGCCGAAUGCCAAUGGCGGAUCGGCGAUCCAGGCGACGAGAAAAUCGUCUGCGCAUCGUUCGAGGUGCUCGACUCGAGGCGGAAGGCUUUAAUUUCCAAAAAGAUUAAUUUUAAACGCGUAGAAUUAUUAUCGAGGAUUCGCCAUCGGCGUCUCGCUUGGCCUGGGUUAGGUAUUUAUGCGCGCGUUAGAUGAAAAGACGUUCCAGACGUUUUAGUAAAUUCACGCGAUGGGGAAAAAUGAUGGAUUUUCCUGUGAUCGGUGGAUACCGCGUGGAUUGAUUGUAUAUAGGGAAAUAGAGUAAUCGGUGGUUGUAUAUAACACUCGAGGGACAUCUAAUUGUUGCAAAGCAUCGUUGACGUUUAAUUCGUAUUAAAACUAUCGAUGAUCAACGAUGAUAUCGCGCCUCUUUUACGUAGCGAAGUAUAUCUGAAAUUAGUGGAUGAAGGAGGUAAAUAAAGCUUCUGAUGUUUGCAAUCGGGUGAGUUGAAUUGGUUCGAUAGUUGUAGGGUUGAAGGGUUAACUUGUUCGUGGAUCAGGACUCGAUAACGUUGGGUGCCCCUCGACCAUAAUUGUAUUAUAAGACGAGAGAUGCAAGGAAUAUUUGGCGACAUUUUCGUCGCCGUGAAUUUAUAAAAUUACCUUAAGCUAGUCUCUUGUGUAAAGAAGCAAAUGGCCGCACAAUGUGAUAUUUAAGGGAUGCGAGUUGAUUCGCGUUGACACUUUCGCGAGUGGAGGGGGAAUCGGACUUACUGUCAGCGAAAAACCCAGAGUUGCUCUUCUUAUUUCCUGUCUGUUAUUCGAGUAAAAUAUUACCCUGACACGAGGCACAGACAUUCUUCUACGUCGACUAAAAUUUUCUAUAAUCUUCAACAAAGAGUAAAUUAAACGAAAUCUCGACUUUCUCAUCUUCGUCUAUUCUCCUCGGUUCAUGAAUAAAAUAAGGGGUCCGGUUCCGUUCACCGUUCGCGUUCUAUCGAUCGAAUCAGUGUGCAAUAUCGAGAGGGAGAGAGUAAAUGUUCGCGGAUGUGAUUCGUGGUUAACCGUCGGAUUAAUUGUUUUUUCUUUUGGAAUUCGGAGAACCCACGAGGGAGCUCGUGUUGUACACCUGUUGCGUCGACCGUGGGGAACAAAAUAGAAAAAAGUGGAUUCCGUCGAAUGGAAUCAAAGAAUGCAGCGAUGAACGAUUAUAUGUUGUAACAAUGAUGUUUUAUAUAAUACACGAUAUCUAUAUUGUAAAUGC